UCGCUGUUACGACUUACAAAACGGUCCUGUUCGACUGAUCGUUAUUCUUAAACGGCAAGAUGAUGCUGAUCAAAAGUUUUUUCCGGAGGAUUAUCAAAGACUUCCGGCACAAGGAGCUGCUACCUCUUAAAAUGAUAUUCUUCGUUCAAGCAUCGACGCUCUAUGUACUUUAUCCAUACUUGACGAUACACAUGAGGGAACUCGGGAUAAACGUGGAGGAGACUGCCAUAAUGAGCGCGAUAACGCCGGUGAUCGCAAUGGUGAUGCCACCUUUGGCUGGAAUGCUCGCAGAUCGUGUGGGAAAUUUCAAAAUCUUGCUAUCUCUGUUCUCAUUGUUCGGAGGAAUUGCGGCACCUUUGUUGCUGCUCGUGCCGCUAGGCAGGAUAACCGUGGAAUUACCAGACAGAGUCGUUAUGGACCUCAGCUGUGCAGAGAAUAAUAACGGGCUGCUUUACACGAUGAGCCAGAACCAUCCUUGCGAGACGAGCUUGCAGCCCAAGAUUUUCACGAGGAUAGAGAGUUGCGGUUACAUGUGCCAUUUAGACACUUAUAAUGACACCGAAGUACAGUCAAUUCUCUCAUCAAGGAUGUACUCGAUCAACCGACACGACACGGAAACGGGUGCGAAUUCCUUGUUCAAGUUUUCGAUCCCUCAAGAAGACAUGCCACAAUCGGUACAAUUUUUACAGGAAAAAGAACAAGAUCUGAGGGAGCACCGGAAGUUAAAGAACAACGAGAACUUCAAAACGUCGAUACGACAGUUCUCCAAGAACGAGUACUUCUUUCCAUCGAACCAGCUCUACGAGUUCUCGUGCACCCCUUCAGGUUUUGUCGAAGAUUUCUACUCGUCAACCCUAGACACUACCAUGUCGAAGAAAAUGUACGAAAACCGUACUCUCUGCGCUUUCAAACCGAUCGUAACUCAUAAGGAUAACGUCAGUCAAGCGAUAAAUUAUCACUCGUACAAGUCCAAACUGAAAAGCUUGGAGAUCACGGAUGAAGAUCGGGAAAUGAAUCGGCAGAGGUACCUGGCGGAAGAGAUGGCGUGGACUGAAAUGGAAUUUCAGAAAAUCACCUGUGGAAAUUCUAGUUUGGAGACCGACAGGAUCGUUCUGACUCUACCACUUUUUAAUUACUCUAUAAGCUCGGAGCCUUACGAGAUCCUGAACACGGAAGACUGCAGCAAAAGGUGCAUUGUUACUGCACCUCGGCAGGAAAUGUGCUCGAACACCGAUACGGUGAUCGAAUACAACAUAAGACUGACUUUCUGGCUAUACUUCGCCGUCAGGGUGUUCAUCAGUGUCAUCGGUGGUACUACGUUUGCUAUGUUCGAGGGAGCGGUAAUCGCCAUAUUGCGUGAACAAAAAGCUGAUUAUGGUCUUCAAAGGAUUUAUGGUAGUAUUGGUGGUAUAAUAUCGUCGCCGCUCUCUGGACUUCUUAUCGAUUAUGCGAGUUAUGGCAAGGGUUACACGGAUUUCAGGCCGGCAUUUUAUCUGUAUGCGGGCCUAAAACUUGUCUCGGGGCUGCUGAUGCUCGCCAUUAAUUUGGAAUUCAAAUCACCGUCCACAAACGUGGUUCAUGACGUUUCCACCGUGCUAAGGAAUGUCGAAGCUGCAGCCCUCUUCAUCGCCUGCUUUAUUCUCGGAACUGCUUGGGGAUACAUCGAAUCGUUCCUCUUUUGGUUGAUACAAGAUUUAGGAGGAUCAAGAUCACUCAUGGGUAUCACCAUAACCGUAGGCGGUAUAGCCGGUAUACCAUUACUGGUACUAUCUGGUCCAAUCAUAUCAAAGAUCGGCCAUGCCAAUGUACUUUUUAUAGGCUUCGUUUUUUACGCCAUAAGACUUUGUGGUUACUCUCUAAUAUACAAUCCUUGGCACACUCUUAUUUUCGAGGCAUUAGAAUCCGUCACUUUAUCGCUUAGUUUUACUGCUGCGGUUACUUACGCAGCGAAAUUGUCCACCACCACUACUGAUAGCUCGAUACAGGGAUUAUUAGGGGGAGUUUAUUAUGGCGUUGGCAAGGGUUCUGGAAGCUUGAUCGGUGGUUACCUGAUGAAAGCCUACGGCACUCGACCGACCUAUCGAAUCUUCGCAGUGGUAACUCUUAUCACCGGUAUAAUGUACUACAUCUUCAACGUAGCGUAUCUGAAAAAGCGGCCGCAGGUCGAAGGGAACGAUAUCGUGAAAAAGAAACCGAAACACGUGGAAAAUCAAAACGGUCUCGAUAUCGGAUUGGAGGAGAUUGGAGUCGACAAUCAAGCCUUCACCAAAGAGGGAAAUACGGAACAAACUAGAAACCGAAGGAAAGAAAUCGAAGAGAAACAGAAGGAACAGCACAGUGGCCAUUAAGAAACGCGAGCAACCUUGAUGAAAUCGAGAAAACACGCCGUCAGAAGAAAAACAAAGAAAUUCAGAGCUAAAAAUCAAAUUCGAACUGACGAAGAUGUGAUCGAGAGAAAUGGAAGAAUGCUCGAUGACAAAAUUGCGCGACGAAUUCAAGCUUGGAAAGCGACCAAAGUCGAGAGAUAACUGGAAAAUACCGAAGUGGAGAAGUUCCUCUAGAGAUCUCGAUACUCUUUUCUUUCUUGUUCUUUUUUUUUUUUGUUCUUCACUAUGAGACUAUUUUCACGUCACUGAGAAGGUAUUUAAGCGAGGUAUAUUAGUA
This is a messenger RNA of Habropoda laboriosa, 2664 nucleotides long. RefSeq lists its product as uncharacterized. The coding region runs from base 60 to 2348 and encodes 762 amino acids. The transcript has 11 exons. The record is from RefSeq and is a predicted model, not a curated record. Gene Ontology annotation, molecular function: transmembrane transporter activity. Gene Ontology annotation, cellular component: membrane. Lineage: Eukaryota; Metazoa; Arthropoda; Insecta; Hymenoptera; Apidae.